AUGAAGUUAGACACGAGAGCCAUGCGCUACCUGACGGCGGAAGACUGGAGGGUUCUCACAGCGGUAGAGAUUUGUAGCAAGAACCAUGAGCUCGUUCCAACCACACUGAUUGAGAGGACCGCCCGCCUCAAGGGCGGUGCCAGCGGUGUGCACAAGUCCAUCUCGGCCCUCGCCAAAGUCGGCUUGAUUGCACGCAUGAAGGAAGCCAAGUACGAUGGCUACCGGCUCUCAUACGGCGGGCUCGACUACCUCGCCUUACAUACCCACGCCUCGCGCAAGCAAGUCUACAGCGUGGGCACCCGUGUCGGCGUCGGCAAGGAGAGCGACAUCAUGAUCGUAGCCGACGACAAGGGCACGCAGAAAAUCCUCAAGAUCCACCGCCUCGGACGCAUCUCGUUCCGCACCGUCAAGACCAACCGUGACUACCUCAAGAAACACCAGUCCGGUUCCUGGAUGUACCUCUCACGGCUCGCCGCCAUCAAGGAGUACGCCUUUAUGCAGGCCCUACGGGAAGAGGGCUUCCCCGUACCUGAACCCAUCGCCCAGUCGCGGCACACCAUCGUCAUGUCGCUCAUCGACGCCCCCCCAAUGCGGCAGAUCGCUUCCGUCCCCGACCCCGCCACCCUGUACGCCGAGCUGAUAUCUCUCAUCCUCCGCCUUGCCAAACACGGCCUCAUCCACGGCGAUUUUAACGAAUUCAACAUCCUCAUCCGCGAAGAUAAGAUCGAGAACAAGAGCACCAACACCAGCACCGAUACCACCGACACCCCCGCCGACACCAACGAACAACAACAACAACAACAACAACAACAACAACAAGACACCACCGCCCCCUCCAUAACCCUGACCCCCAUCCUCAUUGACUUCCCCCAGAUGGUAUCCAUGGACCACCAAAACGCCGAGAUGUACUUCGACCGCGACGUCGAGUGCGUCAAGCGCUUCUUCUCGCGCCGCUUCCACUUUGUGAGCACCGAGCCGGGCCCCUUCUUCAAGGACGCCAAGAAGACGGUCGGCCGCGACGGCGCGCGCCGGCUCGACGCCGUCGUCGAGGCGUCGGGGUUCACCAAGAAGAUGGCCAAGGACCUCGAGGCCGCCAUCCGGGAGCAGCAAGCCAACCCCAAGAAUGAUACCGGCGAUUCGGACGAGGAGGAGGACGAAUCUGAGAAUGAGGAUGAGGAUGAGGACGAGAACGGCGGUGAGGGACUUCAAGUGAUCGGGGAUCAGAUCGUAUCAACCGAAGAAGGGUUAGAGAAACUAGCAAUCAAUGACGGGACUUGA
Chaetomium globosum CBS 148.51 is the source of this 1278-nucleotide messenger RNA. RefSeq lists its product as uncharacterized. Gene Ontology annotation, molecular function: ATP binding; protein serine/threonine kinase activity. The transcript is spliced from 2 exons. Bases 1 to 1278 code for a protein of 425 amino acids. Gene Ontology annotation, cellular component: preribosome, small subunit precursor; nucleus; cytosol. NCBI's taxonomy places the organism in Eukaryota, Fungi, Ascomycota, Sordariomycetes, Sordariales, Chaetomiaceae. The record is from RefSeq and is a predicted model, not a curated record. Gene Ontology annotation, biological process: protein phosphorylation; maturation of SSU-rRNA.